AGUGGUCUAGCCUAACCUAAAAAAUCUAAAAAUAUUAUUAUUAAAUAACGAUAAAUGUAUUUUAAGACAUUUAUGAUAAAGUAAAUAACUUCCAUAUCCUAGUCCAGAAUGGCAACAUGCAAUUUAAAGAACCUUUGUAGCAGCUUGGCUAAAAUAAGGAUAGACAGCAUCAUUCGUACAUCAUCACGUUAUCAGCCACCGAGAUACAGGCCUCCUCAGUGGUAUGUGCAGAAAGAAAGAAUGACAAAAGAUGACAACUUAACGCUGGAUAAUAAACAAUUCAUUGAAGAAGUAAUGCAAGACAAGCUUGUUGCACAAAAUUCUGUGCAGUCACCGCUUGCUGAAGUAAAUACUACAGCUACAGCAAAAUGGAAUCCGCUCACCCGCAGGGCUGGGCUUAUUGCGCGCAAGAUUGGGAACUAUCCACUAUGGCUCAAAGAUGGAACUAAAGUUCAAACAACACUAUUGCAGGUGGCUGAUAAUCAUGUGAUUAAAUAUAUUCCGCCAGAGGAAUUCAAGCCAAUGAAAACUUCAAAAUUAAACUGGAGAGAAAAACGACGUCUUGGUUGCCUCCUGAUUGGCUCUGAAACUAUAGACCCGAGUUCAGUUACCAAAGAGUAUUGUGGCUUGUUCAAUAGUGUUGGGAUGUUACCCAAGCGUAACUUGUGUCGUUUUAUGAUAUCAAGGGAGUCAGCCAUGCCAACUGGGACUCCUUUAUUUGCUACCCAUUUUCGAGUUGGUGAUUACAUUGAUGUUAGGGCCAAAACUAUUGACCGUGGUUUUCAAGGAGUUAUGAAAAGAUGGGAUUUCAAAGGAAUGCCUGCAUCACAUGGUGUGACCAAAACUCAUAGACGUCCAGGAAACAUUGGUGCUGGAGGUGAGAAGGCGCGAGUUUGGCCGGGAACCAAAAUGCCUGGCCAUAUGGGAAACAGCUGGCGUGUCUUACGUGGCGUAAAGAUACUGCGGAUUAACACGAAGCACAAUGUAAUUUGGACCAUGGGAGUGGCGAUACCCGGCGAGACAGGCGCCAUGUGCUAUUUGUUUGACACAGUGCUGCCGCUCCGGAAACACAAGACUGCACCACCCUUCCCCACUCAGCCACUGGUGGAUGAUCUUCCUAUAGAGUAUUAUGAUGAGUCUCUGCAUCCAUUUGAGGAACCUACAAUAGCAUAUGAGGAAGCAUAGAUAUAGUACUAGCCUUGUCAAUAAAGAUUUAGCUUUAUAA
Messenger RNA from Plutella xylostella (diamondback moth), 1225 nucleotides. RefSeq names its product mitochondrial ribosomal protein L3 (gene mRpL3). Lineage: Eukaryota; Metazoa; Arthropoda; Insecta; Lepidoptera; Plutellidae. The record is from RefSeq and is a predicted model, not a curated record. Gene Ontology annotation, cellular component: ribosome; mitochondrial large ribosomal subunit. Gene Ontology annotation, biological process: translation. Gene Ontology annotation, molecular function: structural constituent of ribosome.